Messenger RNA from Nicotiana attenuata, 1357 nucleotides. RefSeq names its product F-box protein At1g53790-like. Gene Ontology annotation, molecular function: protein binding. The transcript has a single exon. The record is from RefSeq and is a predicted model, not a curated record. The coding region runs from base 64 to 1149 and encodes 361 amino acids. Lineage: Eukaryota; Viridiplantae; Streptophyta; Magnoliopsida; Solanales; Solanaceae.
CCCUGAGUUGAAAUUGAGACAGAAAGGCUUCUUAUUGACCGUAGAAAACAUAAAAACAGAGAAAUGAAGGAAACCCUAAAUUUAUCAAAAUCAACAACGGCUUCUUUCGGAGCAGAGAUGAUAAUGCUGUCAAAAGAUGUGAUGAUGGACAUCUUCUCAAGGCUACCCGCAAAGACAUUGUGCAGGUUAAGGUGCGUUUGCAAAGAAUGGAGAAGCUUAAUCUCUGACCCAUUUUUCAAAUCCCUUCACAGGGCACGCUCAUCUCUUAAACCCAGUUUGCUUUUGCUCCAAGAAAAAUGCUGCAGUACCUCUACUACUAGAGUAAGUAUGUCAUCAGUUGAUUUUGAUGGGAAUCAUAAUUUUGAUUUUACAUUCACUUUGGAUAGUCAUGUCUAUUUCAUGCCUUCUAAAUGGGAGUUGAUUUGCUUUCUUAGUUCCAAAGGCAAAGGGUUUUAUGUAUGUAACCCAAGUACUCAAGAAUUGGUUAAAUUACCUACUAGUUCUCGUGCUACUUUGGACGGUAUUGCGUUUGGAUAUAUAGAGGAGAGGAAUGAGUAUGUAUUGGUUAAUAAUUUCAAUGUGUGUGAAGUCAUGAGGUGGACUGAUGGUUGUUGUUUGAAAAAUCAUUCUUGGAAGGUUCUUGAUGCAAAAUACCCGUAUACACUAAGCUGGUUUGGCGUUCUGGUCGAAAAUACUUUUUAUUGGAUUAGAUACGGGGACAAGCAUGAUAACAUUGAAUCAAUCAUUUCAUUUGAUUUGGAAAAAGAGGACUUUGGUACAGUGGUGCUACCAAAGGGUACUUUUGAUGUUGACGGACUUUGGUCUUUGGCGGAAUUGAAGGGGAUGUUGUGGUUGUUUGGUUCGCCUGAGGAUAUAUCUACCAUGGAUAUUUGGGUGUUGAAGGAUUCAAAGAGUUAUAUGUGGGUUAAGGAGUACACUAUUGACCUAGCCGGGUUUAACCUUGGCGAUGGGUUAAUCAAUAUUCUGGGUCACAAGGAAGGGAAAAUUCUAAUGGAUGUCGAUUCUGAGGGUCUUGAGUGGUAUGAUAUGGACAACAAGAGCUUCAAAAGAAUAGACAAUCUAAGGUCAGUAGAAUGGAAAUGGUCUGUACUUCACAUUGAUGGCUUCUUUUCCUUGGGAAGUCGAUAGGCAGCAUAAUGUUUUUCUGAAUGCUGGAUUUGGGCUUUCCACCUGUGGUUUAUGGUUGCUGUAGGGCUUAGGGUAUCACUUUUUUCUUUGAGUAAUAUAGUUAAAUCUUUCUGAAAGCUGACCAAACAAUACUCUGUCAUUUUGCUGAAUUAUCUUCUGGUCUUUGAGAUGCAUCUCAACUCCUGUAGUUGAGUUAUUACAUUUGAAA